Varanus komodoensis (Komodo dragon) is the source of this 2643-nucleotide messenger RNA. RefSeq names its product RAB1A, member RAS oncogene family (gene RAB1A). The record is from RefSeq and is a predicted model, not a curated record. Gene Ontology annotation, molecular function: GTPase activity; GTP binding. The transcript is spliced from 6 exons. NCBI's taxonomy places the organism in Eukaryota, Metazoa, Chordata, Lepidosauria, Squamata, Varanidae. Bases 255 to 872 code for a protein of 205 amino acids.
GUUUCCUGGUUCGGGGGCUGGCAGCCAUUUUGGGUUCUAGGUACCAGAGCGGAGGCUGCCGUCACCACCGCUGUCUGUGAGGGAAGCUAUUGAGCCCUGUGGAAAGGGAGACGUUGACACUGCCGGUGCCGUCUCCUCCUACUGUUUGCUUGAAAAGGAAACCAGACACCCAAGGAGCUGCCGCCGGUGGGUCUGACCGCCGCCUGCUCCGCGGAGCGAGCUCGUUCUCUGUAGGCCGCGGGACCCCCGCUGACAUGUCCAGCAUGAAUCCCGAAUAUGACUAUUUAUUCAAGCUGCUUCUGAUUGGAGACUCUGGUGUUGGAAAAUCUUGCCUUCUGCUUAGGUUUGCAGAUGAUACAUACACAGAAAGCUAUAUCAGCACAAUUGGUGUGGACUUUAAAAUCAGAACUAUAGAGUUAGAUGGAAAAACAAUCAAGCUUCAGAUAUGGGAUACAGCAGGGCAAGAGAGAUUUCGAACGAUCACUUCUAGUUAUUACAGAGGAGCUCAUGGCAUCAUAGUUGUGUAUGAUGUUACAGAUCAGGAAUCUUUCAAUAAUGUAAAACAGUGGCUUCAAGAAAUCGACCGUUAUGCCAGUGAAAAUGUAAACAAGUUGUUGGUAGGGAACAAGUGUGACCUGACCACAAAGAAAGUCGUAGACUAUACAACAGCAAAGGAAUUUGCAGAUUCCCUUGGGAUUCCAUUUUUGGAAACCAGUGCAAAGAAUGCAACUAACGUAGAACAGUCUUUCAUGACCAUGGCUGCUGAGAUCAAAAAACGAAUGGGUCCUGGAGCUACAGCAGGUGGUGCAGAGAAGUCCAACGUUAAAAUUCAGAGCACUCCAGUCAAGCCGUCUAGUGGAGGUUGCUGCUAAAACUUUCCUCCCCUCUCAACAAUGAAAUCAGAACCCAGCUGAAAGAAUUGCCUGAAUUGUACUGUAUGUAGCUGCACUACAACAGAUUCUUAUCGUCUCCACAAAGGUCAGAAAUUGUAAAUGGUCAAUACUGACUUUUUUAUUUCCCCAAUUCAAUAAAGCUUAACUUCAUUUUCAGAAAUGCAUUAAACCUUUUGUGUGCUGGUUUAUAAAUGCGUGUAAUCCUUGUUGCUUUUUCUUAUACCAGAUUGUUUCCUGUGGUUGGCUAAACUUGGAAUAUUUUUUGUUCUGAUCAUAUUGGCAUGUUUAGAUGUCAGAUUUAGUUUUCUGAAGAUGAAGUUUAGCCAUUUUUUGUAUCCAGCAGCACAACUGUGUCACUUUUCCAUGCAUAAAGUUCAGUACGAUGUUCUAUGUAAGAUCUACUUUGCUAGUUCUUUGUAGAGAUAUAAAUGGAAAGAUUAUAUUCUGGCCAGGAUCCAAAGAAUUGCACAAAUUAGUUCUGUGCACCUCCAGGUUUGGACUUUUCUCAAGCAGCACUUCCCCAAGGCAAACCUCUUGUGAAACUGAGGGUCAUUUCAUAAGGGCAGGGGAGUUGCCAUUCAAAAAAAAGUUGCAGUCCUGUCUAGCUCUUUGGAUCCCAGAUGUUGAUUUUUCUUCAUACUCUGCAUAUAAUUUGUUGCUGCAGAAUAUUGUAAUUUGUUGCACAAUAUGUAACAAACCGAAGAAAUGUUUAAUAAAUAUUGUACUUAUUGGAAGUAAUAUCAAACUGUAUGGUGAUAAGUAUUGUCUUAAUUCUUAUGGCUAAGGGGAAAGGCUUGCAUUGUGCCCCACAUGAACCUUUUAAUGUGCAGUAAUGGCACUUUAGAACCUUUACCUAGACCAUACCCUGCCAGCCCAGCAAAUAACUAGCAAGUAUGGCCUAACAGACUUAAGUUGUCAGGUGUUUCUGGCAUGUAUGCUAUACUUGAAACACAACUUCUAACAUUGUUUAUAGAAUCAUAAUCACUCUAAAUGUACCAUAUUUCUCUUUCCUUCCCCCGAGUCCUACGUGUGUCUGGAUCUGUUUCUAAAUGAUAUCAUUUAGAAAUAACUUGUGUCUCUUGCUCUGUCAUAAGAGGAAAGCAGUAUUUUCCUAACAUAUGAAUGAAUUCAAACUAACAAAGUGAUGUUAACUCUGAUGGUAUGUUAUGUCUUUUCUAAAUAAUGUUACUUCCAUUCUCUCACAAUCAAAUACUGUUGACUUUAAUAAACUUAGUGCAAUUUAUUGGUUGGCUUUGUUAUGCACAAAGGCACAAGGAGGCUGAAGUGGGAACUGGUCAUAAGGUAAAUGACCAGAGUACUAAUGAAAUUUUGUGCAGGGAGAUGUUUUGAAUAAAAAUGUGCAGAAAAUUGUGGCUUAACUUACUGCUAUGGUGCCCGCAUGUAGAUUUUUUUGUAUAGAUGAACUAAUCCAUUAGUGCCUGAAAUCUGGAUUUUGAAGUUACUAAUUGGAUGAAAGAAUCUCUAUAAAAGAGAUUAAUUUGAAACUGCCAUUAAGGUUUGUUUUGUAAGAAAACAUCCAGGUGUGACUAUAAAAUAGGCCACUUAAAUAUGUUGAGACAAGUGUAUUCACAAAACACUAAAAGGAAAAUUUGAUCCCUGUCAUAAAACAUUAGCAUUUGCAUCCCCAGCUGGAGUACCCUAAUUCUUCAUACUGUUGUCAGAUGAUUGAAAUUAUUGAAACUUUGAAUUUGCUAUCUUGACCCUCACAAUAAAGUGUACUUCAUAAUAA